Scophthalmus maximus (turbot) is the source of this 4449-nucleotide messenger RNA. It is a transcript of the gene slc9a5, whose product is annotated as solute carrier family 9 member A5. The transcript has 16 exons. Gene Ontology annotation, cellular component: membrane. The record is from RefSeq and is a predicted model, not a curated record. The coding region runs from base 142 to 3111 and encodes 989 amino acids. Gene Ontology annotation, molecular function: sodium:proton antiporter activity. Gene Ontology annotation, biological process: proton transmembrane transport; regulation of pH; sodium ion transport. Lineage: Eukaryota; Metazoa; Chordata; Actinopteri; Pleuronectiformes; Scophthalmidae.
GUGUGUGUGUGUGUGUGUGUGUGUGUGUGUGUGUGUGUGUGUGGAUGUGGUGAACCGGCCUCCCUCCUCCUCCGUGUCCUCUCCGUGUCCCGGUGUGUAUAAAGGCCUCGGGCAUGUCCGCCCGCUGAGCUCCGCGGGAAGAUGCUGCUGCUGCUCGGGCUGAUGCUGCUCACGGCCGCCGCCGACCCGCCCGGGGCGGACGGUCCUCCUCUCCGGGGGCCGGGGCUCGGCUUCUCUCCGCCGGAUGCAGCCUCCCCCUCCGCCCCGCCACCCCUCCUCCUCCGCCCGCAGCCCGGAGCGGAAUACGCGGCUCCAGGUGUCGCCUCGGCCCGGUCCGCGGCGGAGGAGCCGGGCCGAGGAGGAGAGGAGGAGGAGGAGGGAGGAGAGCAUCAUCAUCACCACGGCGGCGGGUACCGGGUGGUCCAGUGGGAGUGGAGCUACGUCCAGACCCCGUACAUCAUCGCGACCUGGCUGCUGGUGGCGAGCGUGGCCAAGAUCUUGUUCCACUUCUCCCAGCGGUUCACCACCGUGGUGCCGGAGAGCUGCAUGCUGAUCCUGUUGGGUCUGGUCCUGGGCGGCAUCGUCCUCAUAGCCAAUAAGAAGCAGCUGUACCAGCUGGAGCCCGCCCUCUUCUUCCUCUUCCUGCUGCCGACCAUCGUGGGCGACGCCGGCUACUUCAUGCCGGCCCGCCUCUUCUUCGACAACCUGGGAGCCAUCCUGACGUACGCCGUGGUGGGGACGCUGUGGAACGCCUUCUGCACCGGCUUCUGCCUGUACGCCGCCAAACUGCUGGGGGUCAUAGACGACCGUGUGCAGGCCGACCUCAUGGACUUCCUGUUGUUCGGAGCGCUGAUCUCGGCCGUGGACCCGGUGGCGGUGCUGGCCGUGUUCGAGGAGGUUCACGUCAACGACACGCUCUUCAUCAUCGUGUUCGGAGAGUCGCUGGUCAACGACGCCGUCACCGUGGUUUUAUAUAAAGUCUAUAUUUCCUUUGUGGAAGUCGGAGCGGAGAACGUUCAGACGGCGGAUUACUUCAAAGGAGUUGCGUCCUUCCUCAUCGUCAGCAUCGGCGGGACCCUGGUGGGCCUGGUCUUCGCCGUCAUCCUGGGCUUCAUCACCCGCUUCACCAAGAAGGUCCGGAUCAUCGAGCCGCUCUUCGUCUUCCUGCUGGUCUACCUGGCGUACCUGACCGCCGAGCUCUUCUCCCUGUCGGCCAUCUUGUCAAUGACCUUCUGUGGCAUCGGAGCCAACAAGUACGUGGAGGCCAACAUCUCCCAGAAGUCCCGGACCACGGUCAAGUACACGAUGAAGACUCUAGCGAGCAUCGCCGAAACCAUCAUCUUCAUCUUCCUGGGGAUCUCGGCCGUGGACAAGUCCAAGUGGGCCUGGGACACGGGCCUGGUGUCCUGCACCCUCGUCUUCAUCUUCGUCUUCAGGGCCGCGGGUGUGAUUGGUCAGACCUGGGUUCUGAAUCGCUUCCGGCUCGUCCCAUUGGACAAGCUCGACCAGGUGGUGAUGUCGUACGGCGGCCUGCGGGGGGCGGUGGCGUUCGCGCUGGUGGUGCUGCUGGACGGCGAGCAGGUCAAAGCCAAAGACUACUUUGUCGCCACGACGAUCGUGGUCAUCUUCUUCACGGUCAUGUUCCAGGGUCUGACCAUCAAACCUCUGGUGAACUGGCUCAAAGUUCCUCGUUCCACAAACAGGAAGCCGACCAUCAACGAGGAGAUCCACGAGCGGGCCUUCGACCACAUCCUGACAGCAGUGGAGGACAUCGCGGGACUGCAGGGAUACCACCACUGGAGGGACAAGUGGGAGCAGUUUGAUAAGAACUACCUGAGUAAGCUGCUGCUGAGGAAGUCAGUGUACAGGAAGAGCGAGCUGUGGGAGGCCUAUCAGAAGAUCAACAUCCGAGACGCCAUCAGCGUCAUCGACCAGGGUGGGAACGUCCUGACCUCAGCCAGACUGUCUCUGCCCUCUAUGGCCUCCAGGGCCUCGUUCCCCGAGGUCACCAACGUCACCAACUACCUGCGUGAGAACGGCAGCGGUGUGUGUCUGGACCUCCAGGUGAUCGACAACGUCCCCGGGGCCAAAGUGGAGGAGGACACGGAGACACACCACGUCCUGGCAGAGAACCUGUACAAACCCAGGAGACGGUAUCAGUCCCACUACAGUCGACACUUCAUGCCUCUGGGGGAGAAGGAGCGUCAGGACCGGGAGGUUUUCCAGAGGAACAUGAAGAGUCGCAUGGAGACGUUCAAGACCACACGCCACAAACGACACAAGAAGGAGCGCAGCCUCAAGAAGCGGCGAGGAUCCGACACCAAGGACGACGGCGGUGACAAACCCAGACGCAACGUCAGCUGGCAGGACAAAGAUCCCGUGGUGGUUCCCGUGGAGUCGGAGGAGGACAAAGCCGAGCACUCAGACCAGGAGAAGGACGAAGACGUCGGCAUCACCUUCGUAGCUCGAAAAGUCGAGACGCCAAAACCGCGACCCACAUCAGUCCCGGCAGAUGUGGACGGGUAUCAGAGUCCGACGGCCGCCCACCACUCACCCGUCGGCGGAGACAGCCACUUACCGUGGAAGGGCGGCCUGGGCUCGCCCCCUCCCUGCGUGUCCGUGGAGGCCACAAAGAUCAUCCCCGUGGACCUUCAGCAGGCCUGGAACCAGAGCAUCUCCUCCCUGGAGAGCAUCUCCUCCCCGCCUCCGCCCGCCGAGCCCGUCCACCCCCGCGUCAUCGCCCUCUCCAGGCUGGGGGGGCCCCGCCCGGCCUCCUACAGCCCGUCGAGCAGCGUCGGGGGCAGCACCUCCUCCAUCGCAGCCCAGGUGUCGCAGGGCUUCUUCUUGCCUCUGGAGAAGAAGAAGGAGACGAAGAAGCAGGAGGAGGCGGAGGAAGAGGAGGAGGAGGGUGGGGCGGCGUCUCAGGAGAUGCAGCCGCUCAUGUCGUCUCUGAGGCCCCCCGGCUCCCUGCCCCCGCCGCCACCGCCUCCACCAGGCUCCGCCCCCGGCUCGGGGAGGAGGAGGAACCCCUGCGUCUACUUGAAGAGCCUGGUGACGGCGCCCCCCGCUGGCGGCAGCGAGCUGCACAGCCGAGGCCCCACCCAGCUCUAACAAACACACAAACACACACAUACGCCAGCCAACGACCUGUCAGGCCGUCCAAUAGGAAACCAGCUCACUCUGUUCUGAUAAUCAUUCGUCCAAUCACAGCCUCUGCUCCGCCCACAUGGUUCGCAGACGUCGUUUAAUUGGCCUCCUGUCAUCUCACGGUCACAUGACAACUUCCUGGUAUUUUCUUUUUUUUACAUCUAAAUCUCUUUUCUCUUCCUGUAAAACACCUUUUUAGUUGUUUGAUGACAUCAUCCUUCACUCAGGGGCGUUCACUCAUCCUGCCGUCCAAUCAGAAAGCUUUCUGGUAGUUUUUAACUCCUCCUCCCGUGUGACUUCAUAGGUUAAAUCCACAGGUGGAAGUUAAGGUGGAGGUGAGAAGUCCUCGACAAAAGAGAGCAGGCUGUCGUCAUGACGAUCACUGCUCAGCUGAUAGUCACCGUCCACUCUUGCUGCUAUUGGCUGAUGCAAACGCCAAUCGAUCAUCAACGUCCACGUCAGUAAAUAUGAGGAAUCAAACAUGUGUAAAUCUUAAAAAAAACGGAGCAGUGACAUCACUCGCUGUCAGGUUUUAACGACAGGAAGUGAAAAUUAUAGAUUUUUACACAAUGAUGUAAACGUAGCUUCAUUAUUAAACUGUAAAGAUUAUAUGAAUAUUAUAUUUAUAUAGAAUCAAAUUUUAAGUGUUGCUGCCGCUUUUCUUUAUUCUGCUUUUACUUAAAUGAAGAAACCAGUGAAUUAUUGAUCAGAUCUACAGAUAAUCAUCAAUCAGACACACUGCGUCAUCUUGAUCCUGCUGGACUCUGACUGAUGCAUCGUCGUCUUGGAGAAACUGGUGUUGUAAUAAAAGUGUAAACUGUCCUUUACUGGAGUCUGAUGCUGAGCGGAGGCGAGCACAGCGCCACCUGCUGUUCGUCCGGCCCCCAGUCGCCCUUUAAUCUGAACGGACAGAAGCUUUGUCCGCGUCGGUCCGACGAGCAGCUCGAGUAUCGAUCGAUCCAAUCGACUCAGUCUGUCUAUAACUGCCUUACUACUGUGUCCGUGUCGCUGUGUGUGUGUGUGUGUGUGUGUGUGUGUGUGUGUGUGAGUGUGUGUGUGCGUGUGUGUGUGUGUGAGUGUGUGUGUGCGUGUGUGUGUGUGUGAGUGUGUGUGUGUGUGUGAGUGUGUGUGUGUGUGGGUUCAUUAUCCACCAGUAGGAUGUGUUCAUGCUCAACGUGAUGAUGUGUGUGUGUCUGUUUGUGUUACAGAUCAUGUCCAGCAGCUGCUGCAGCAGUUUAGCUUCAGGUGGACACAACAACACACACAACAACACAACUUUACACACACACUCUGCACACAGGC